GUCUCUCAGCUGUAAACACUGCCUCAGCGAAUCAUUGAAAUGUGACGUGAAUUGUGAAUGCGAGUGCACGCGGGGAUCUAGGAAUACAAAGAGUUCCUCACUUAGAGAACUGGGAAGCCGUCGCAACUUCUACAAUGAUGGGAGUCCUGGGCGUCCUACUGCUGGCUCUGGCCUUGCAUGAAGCACAAGGAGCCAACCUGACUGACAUGUAUGGUACCCUGCAUUCCCCCAACUACCCAGAAUCUUAUGAAAAAGAAGUGGAGGUCACAUGGAAUAUCAGCGUCCCCGAUGGAUUUCAAAUAAAACUUUAUUUCAUACAUUUUGAUUUGGAGCCUUCCUACCUCUGUGAAUAUGACUAUGUAAAGGUGGAGGCGGAGCAGGAAGUGCUGGCCACGUUCUGUGGGAGGGAGGAGACGGACACAGAGCAGGUCCCAGGAGAUCAGGUCAUCACCUCCCCCAGGAACGUGCUGAGCGUCACCUUCAGAUCGGACUUCUCCAACGAGGAGCGCUUCUCCGGCUUUGAGGCCCAUUACAGCGCAGUGGAUGUGGAUGAGUGUCGGGACAGGAACGACGAGGACCUAGCCUGUGACCACUACUGCCACAACUACAUUGGGGGCUACUACUGCUCCUGUCGCUAUGGUUACGUGCUGCACUCCGACAACAGGACUUGUAGAGUGGAGUGCAGUGACAGUGUGUUCACAGAGAGGACGGGGGUUCUGUCCAGCUCAGACUACCCCAGGUCUUAUCCCAAGAGCUCUGACUGCCUUUACCGCAUUGAGCUGGAGGAGGGCUUCCAGGUCAACCUGGAGUUUGACGAUACCUUUGACAUCGAAGACCACCCUGAGGUCACAUGUCCCUAUGACUACAUAAAGAUCCAGGCAGGGCAGAGGGAAUUUGGGCCACUGUGCGGUGACCGUUCCCCUGGCCGCAUCCAGACGGGAAGCAACAGCGUCCAGAUUCUCUUCCACAGUGACAACUCCGGGGAGAACGUGGGCUGGAGGCUGUCCUACACCGCUGUGGGAAGUCAGUGCCAAGUCCUACAACCCCCAGAAAAUGGGCAGCUAGAGCCUGUUCAACCACAGUACACCUUUAAAGACCACGUCCUUGUGACCUGCAACCAUGGAUACAAAGUGUUCAAGGAUGAUGAAGAACUGGAACACUAUCAAAUUGUGUGUGAAAAAGGUGGUUCAUGGAGCAGCACAGUGCCGACUUGUAAAAUGGUAGACUGUGGUGCUCCAGAGGAGAUUGAAAAUGGGACAGUGACAUUUGAAGGCCCCAGCAACAGUACCUUGCUUGGUUCAAGGAUCCAGUACUCCUGCACUAACCCGCUCCACCACCUGUACCCCAGCGGCAACAGCACCUACACCUGCACAGAGGCAGGGGUCUGGACCAGCGAAGAGCUCGGCACCAAACUGCCGUCCUGUCAGCCAGUGUGUGGAGAGCCGGGGCAGGCGUUCCCGGCCCUGCAGAAGCGCAUUGUGGGGGGGCGGAGCGCGGUGCCCGGCCUGUUCCCCUGGCAGGCGCUGCUCAUGGUGGAGGACGUGUCCCGCGUCCCAGAAGGCCGCUGGUUCGGCAGUGGGGCGCUGCUGUCGGAGUCCUGGGUGCUGACGGCCGCCCACGUGCUGCGCUCCCACCGCCGCGACGCCAGCGUGGUGCCCGUCUCGCCCGAGCACAUCCGCGUCUACCUGGGCCUGCACGACAUCCGCACAAAGCACCUGGCCGUCAACCGCACGGUGGAGCGCGUGCUCCUCCACCCGCGCUUCGACCCGCGCAACUACAACAACGACAUCGCCCUGGUGAAGCUGAGCCAGCGCGUGGACCUCAGCGGCCUGGCCCUGCCCGUGUGCCUGCCCCCCCCCGGCCAGGACAGCUCCCUCCCCCUGCCCAACACGCUGGGCCUGGUGGCGGGCUGGGGCAUCUCCAACCCCAACGUCUCCACGGACGACACCACCGCGUCCGACCUGGGCGAUCGCUCGGACGUCCUGCAGUACGUGAAGCUGCCGGUGGUGGAUCAGGAGGAGUGCCGGUCCAGCUACGCGUCUCGCUACCGGAAGUACAACAUCACAGAGAACAUGUUCUGCGCAGGCUACUACGAAGGGGGGCGAGACACCUGCCUGGGGGAUAGUGGGGGGGCGUUUGUGAUGGAGGACCCCCACACGGGGAGGUGGGUCGCCCAAGGCCUGGUGUCCUGGGGGGGUCCAGAGAAGUGUGGCAGCCAGCGCGUCUAUGGCGUCUAUACCAGAGUUUCAAACUACAUGCCCUGGCUGCAGAACCACCUGGACUCAGACAGCCAGCGGUGAGAGAUACAGAAGGCUCCAGCCCCCAUAAUGCUCUGCUCUGUCUCACUGCACUCCAGCCCCCAUAGUGCUGUGCUCUGUCUCACUGCACUCCAGCCCCCAAAGUGAUCUGCUCUGUCUCACUGCACUCCAGCUCCUGUAGUGCUCUGCUCUGUCUCACUGCACUCCAGACCCCAUAGUGCUCUGCUCUGUCUCACUGCACUCCAGUCCCCAUAGUGCUCUGCUCUGUCUGACUGCACUCCAGUCCCCAUAGUGCUCUGCUCUGUCUCACUGCACUCCAGACCCCAUAGUGCUCUGCUCUGUCUCACUGCACUCCAGACCCCAUAGUGCACUGCUCUGUCUCACCACACAGCCCCCAAGGUGCUCUGCUCUGUCUCACUGCACUCCAGUUCUCAUAGUGCUCUGCUCUGUCUCACUUUGCUCCAACCCGUACUGUAUUGGUUAGCCAUUACACUUUACACUUACACAGUUACUCUUUUUUGUUCCCUCCCACAUUUGAGUAAAAGCUCCUCCCUUUUUCCACUCUAUCCCAUCCAGUAUUGUGCUCCUCCCUCGUACUCCUUUCACACCGUGAUUUGGCCCCACCCUCUUGUGGUCAGUCACUCCUGUUAUACUGCCCAGAGUGGCAGGCAUUGUAAUCACUGCAGUCUUCUUAAAAGAGGUCAGCAUGUAUUUCUGUAGUCUACUUUAAUACUCUUGUGUUUGGCUCAUUUGUUUAUUUAGUACUCAUUUUUAUAUUGUUACUGCAGUUUCGUACGUGAGUUAUUACGAUUAGUUGCUCAUUGAAAAAUAAAGCCUUUUUUUCAGUAAA
Molecule: messenger RNA, 3108 nt
Organism: Anguilla anguilla (European eel)
Lineage: Eukaryota; Metazoa; Chordata; Actinopteri; Anguilliformes; Anguillidae
Gene: masp1
Product: mannan-binding lectin serine peptidase 1
Exons: 11
Coding region: 135-2300 (721 amino acids)
Biological process (GO): complement activation; zymogen activation
Cellular component (GO): blood microparticle; extracellular region
Molecular function (GO): serine-type endopeptidase activity; calcium ion binding
Source: RefSeq, a predicted model, not a curated record